AACUGUCAUGUCAAAUUGACUGUACGAAGUUAUACCUAUAUAGUUUAUAUUAAUUUAUAUUUUUAACGAAAUGCAAGAAGAGGAUGAGGAUGCCAGUGAAAUAUCAAUGACACGCAUGAAAGCCGACCUUCCUCAAAAACGGCGUCGCGCUAAAAAGAUAAAGAUCCCACGACGCGCCCCAUCCGUGGUCAUACCAGAACGGAAGAUAGUCUACAUCACAGCUGACAAAACGACCUGCGCGCUCUGCCCGUGCUUCCCCAAGGAAGAUCCCUAUGCUAAACCCAAAAAAUUGAAACCAUGCCAGAAAUCCCCUCUAACCCUAUACGAGAUCGCAGCAUCGGUGGUCGACCAGUUUCCAUACCCAGACCACUUCAGCUGGACCGAGGAGCAAGUCGCCGAUUGGAUGGCAGACGUCGUUGGAUUGCCGCAAUACCAGGCAUGUAUAUUAGACAAUCAUAUCAAUGGAAGAAGACUCUUAAGAUUAGAGGACCCGUCUGUUUUGCCCGAACUUAACAUACACGAUUGGCAGCACAUUAAGAGAAUAACGAAUGAAAUCCGUAAGAUAUUCACAACGGAUUUCAUCAGAUUCGCUCGCAGUGUCGGCUUGCCGCUUCGGAAGCCACUGACCCACUGUACCUGGUUCAAAUCCCAAACGGGACCGACUUGGGGGAUACGCCAGAAUUGGGAGAGAGGUGACAUAUUAAGAUGGAUGAAGAUAAUAAUGCCGGAGCCGCUGUAUCUAGACCACUGGGACUUGGUUUGGUAUGAGAAGCCAGACUUCCCCCGACUCCUACUGGCUCGGAUCCCUCAACCAGAACACCGGGAGAUCAUUCCGCAGUACAAGAUUGUCGAGGAUUACUGCAACGAAUAUGUGGUACCUCGUAAAUUCCGCUUGCAAGCCAACAUCCCGGAUGAGAUGCAAAUGAUCUGGAUGGAGCACCGUCCCGGUUCCCCCUCUCACAAGCCGGCGAAGGUCAAAACCGUCAAGAUCAAGAAGCCCAAAACUCCACAAGAGAACCGCCUUCUCCCGAAGAAGAUCAGCUUGAAAGGCUUAGCCGGCAAGGACUUGAUACUCGCCCGAAGACAGAUGCCGAAACCGAAGUUUAUGAAGAAGUGAUUUUUGGGUGUUUAAAUAAAUUUAAAGGUUUUAUGUUAUCAUUUUUAAUUGAAAACGCAAAAAUGACAGCGUUUUUAACGGUUUAAAUCCGUAAAAAGGAGACUCAGUUUGUGUUUUUGUAUGUUUAUCCGCGAUUAUCUCGCGUUUGGCUGAAGCAAUUUGGAUGCGGUUUUCAGAAAAGUAUUUCUUACAUUCGUGAGGUUUUAUUGCUUUAACCCACUCUGAGUUUGACAUGUAAAUAUGUACUUACGUUUGAAAGUUUUUAGUUAUUAUUACACAAAAAGUUAUCAAUAUAUGUUUAAUUUAUUUGAUAAUAUCAUAUAAGUUUCCCGUGGUUGUAUUUGUGUGAGUCUGUCUGUUGUAUCACGAACGAAUGAACCGAUUUCGAUUUUAAUGCUGCAACUGUAAGUUAUUGGUGAGUGAUCUUAGUUGUUUCAUGUAAAACUGUUAAAAAUGAGAGAUAGAGAUCAUAUUUUUGUCAACUCUCUGCUUAGUUUCAAAAAGGCGUUGACUAAUAUUUUCACUGUUACCGCGGCAACAGAAAUACGCCAUCUGUAAAAAUAUCAGCUAUCUAGCUAUUCACGAGAUAAAACCUUGUGACAGUCGGUCAGACAGUCAGCCAGACGAAUAGUUUUCCGUUUUAACCUUUUUUACGGUACCCUUGAAAUAUCAUCAAAAAAUAACAAUUUAACAGACAACCCACUUUCCAACCUUCCCAACCCCACAUUUUUCCAAGAAACUCACUUCAACAUAAAAACGUGCCUAAGCUGGUAUGAAAGUGGUGUUCUUAAUUAAGUGUUCGUGACGUCACGAGGUCAAGGUCGAUGACGUCACAGUGCAGUUUGUAUGCGACAGUUUGGCUCUGGUUAUGAAGUGGGAUUCUAGGAAACGGUGACCGUGGCCCCGGUACACGAAGGGCAAAGGAACAUGGGUGGGUUUUUAGUCAGUAUAAGUCUGACACUCCCUUACGCUCAAUCCAAGACCUACUAUUGUAAUGUGUGAUGAUAAAAGUAAAUCGGGGUAUUGAUAUUAUAUUGUUAAUACUAGCUGUUGCCCGCGAC
Molecule: messenger RNA, 2178 nt
Organism: Trichoplusia ni (cabbage looper)
Lineage: Eukaryota; Metazoa; Arthropoda; Insecta; Lepidoptera; Noctuidae
Exons: 8
Coding region: 71-1117 (348 amino acids)
Molecular function (GO): protein binding
Source: RefSeq, a predicted model, not a curated record